CGCUACAGUAGGAGUUUGGCUGCCGCUACAAGGUUGCGCCGUGCUGUAGCCUAGUGAUCAUCAAAGCAAACAUUGCAAAAGCAAGUUAUUGCGUGUCGAUUUUAUGCGACAACAACAAAAAAAACGCGCGGCUAAUAUUGUUAUAAUCGCAUUGCAUCGACUUGGCCUACCCUGCUACGUGAAGAAAGCCUAGCAUAGGCUAACGAUAAACAUAUUGAUAUCAACGCACAGCCAGUGCCCGUGAACUUUGUCACAUAGUCCCUCCCUGGUGCAAUGUCCACCUCUUUCUUGUUGAGAAACGGUAAGAGGGUGUUUUCGAUAAUCGGCGGGGUGUGCAGAGGAACCGAUGCACUUUCCAGAGUUAAUUUUAUAUCGCGCCGCUUCAUUGUAGAUUUAUCAUACUCCACGCACUUCAUGGAUUUUAAAGGUUCUUCGAUACCGAGCUCCAUGAAAAAGCUGGUCGUAACGAAGCUCAGCCAGAAUUUCAGAGACGCCGUUGCCUUACAAACUGUUCCAGUCCCGACACCUGGCGACGGGGACUUGCUUGUCAGAAAUCGAUUUGUUGGAAUCAACGCCUCGGACAUCAACUACUCAGCAGGCCGCUACGACCCUACGGUGAAGCCACCGUUUGACGCCGGGUUCGAGGGCAUUGGCGAGGUGGUCGGACUCGGCCUGAGUGCCAGCGCCCGCUACACCGUUGGCGACACCGUGGCCUACUUUGCUGAUGGGGCCUUUGCAGAGUACACGGUGAUACCCAUGAUCAAGACCGUACCCGUACCCGCGGUGAAGCCAGAGUUCCUCACCCUGCUGUUAAGCGGUGCCACGGCUUAUAUCGCCAUGAAGCGGCUUGGCGACCUGGUGAAGGGCGAGACAGUGCUGGUGACGGCCGCUGCCGGUGGCACGGGCCAGUUCGCCGUGCAGUUUGCCAAACAGGCCGGCUGCCAUGUUGUGGGCACCUGCUCCUCCAAUGAGAAGGCUGGCUUCUUAAAGACCAUUGGCUGCGACAGGCCCAUCAACUACACGUCCGAGGACCUGAGCGCCACGCUGCGCAAAGAGUACCCACAAGGCCUGGACGUAGUCUACGAGUCCAUAGGCGGCAGAAUCUUUGACAUGGCGGUCAACAAUCUGGCCAAUAAGGGCAGGCUGAUCGUGAUCGGGUUCAUCUCAGGGUACCAAACGGCAUCAGGGGUCCCAACUGUUAAAGGAGGGACUCUGCCCGUGAAGCUGCUCCAGAAGUCAGCCAGUGUGAGGGGGUUCUUCCUACCUCACUUCCUGUCUGACUACAAGGAGGCGAUGGGAAGCAUGAUGCAGAUGUUUGCUAAAGGGAAGCUGGUGUGUGAAGUGGACUGUGGGGACAUGGCCCCCGAGGGCCGUUUUGUGGGGCUAGAGUCCGUCUUUAGGGCUGUGGACUACAUGUAUGCUGGGAAAAAUGUUGGAAAGGUGGUGGUUGAGGUGACUCCACCCUCACUGGACAGCAAACUGUGAUUUGCCUUGAUGUGAAUGCACUGGAAUCCUCAAACAAAUCAAAUGUAUGUAUAAUGAAAUGAACUAUGCAAGUACAUAUGUUGAAGGCAAAUUACCCAAACUGUGACAAUCUACAGUACUCUUGAGUUGAAUAUAUUUUUUGAACAGUUUAUUUCACCUGAAUCUAUUUUGAUAUUACUAAAAUGUUCUGUUCGAGACGGUUCCUUUAUGUUUUGAUGAUUGUAUUGAAUAAAGCAAAGCCAAAGUCCGAAUGAACGGGGAUCAUACUUGUAGAGUGAAGAUUGCUGGUGUAACAGAAGGUUAUCUCAAGAAAAGAAUACUGUACCCCUCUAGAUCAAAUGCCUCCCUCAUUCGUAUGCUAUCACACACACACACACACAGACACUUGUUUAAUUGCUCUGUGCUCAAGACUAGAGCUAACUAAAAUGUAAUCCUAUUAAAAUUUGUAUUUACAGUAACUAGA
This is a messenger RNA of Oncorhynchus keta (chum salmon), 1948 nucleotides long. RefSeq names its product prostaglandin reductase 3-like. Gene Ontology annotation, cellular component: mitochondrion. The record is from RefSeq and is a predicted model, not a curated record. Bases 274 to 1485 code for a protein of 403 amino acids. The transcript has 2 exons. Lineage: Eukaryota; Metazoa; Chordata; Actinopteri; Salmoniformes; Salmonidae. Gene Ontology annotation, molecular function: zinc ion binding; oxidoreductase activity.